AUGGAUCUUGCUGCCAAUGAGAUCAGCAUUUAUGACAAACUUUCAGAGACUGUUGAUUUGGUGAGACAGACAGGCCAUCAAUGCGGCAUGUCAGAGAAGGCAAUUGAAAAAUUUAUCAGACAGCUGCUGGAAAAGAAUGAACCUCAGAGGGGGCCCCACCAGUAUCCUCUCCUUAUAGCUGUGUAUAAGGUUCUUGCAACCCUGGGAUUAAUCUUGCUUACUGCCUACUUUGUGAUCCAACCUUUCAGCCCAUUACAACCUGAACCAGUGCUUUCUGGAGCGUAUACCUGGCGCUCACUCGUCCAUCACAUCCGGCUGAUGUCCUUGCCCAUUACCAAGAAAUAUAUGCCAGAAAAUAAAGGAGUUCCUCUGCAUGGGGCUGAUGAAGACAGAUCCUUUCCAGAUUUCGACCCCUGGUGGACAAACGACUGUGAGCAGAAUGAGUCAGACCUUAUCCCUGCCAACUGCACUGGUUGUGCCCAGAAAUUACCCCUCAAGGUAGUGCUCCUGGAAGAUGCCCCAAAGGAAUUUGAGAGACUCCAUCCUCUGGUGAUCAAGACGGAACGGCCCCUGUUGUCGGAGGACAUUCAGCAUUUUGUGUGCCAGUACCCUGAGGUGACAGAAGGCUUCGGGGAAGGGUUUUUCGCCAAGUGGUGGCGCUGCUUUCCUCACCGUUGGUUCCCAUUUCCUUAUCCGUGGAGAAGACCUCUGAACAGAUCACACAUUUUACGUGAGCUCUUUCCUGUUUUCACCCACCUCCCAUUUCCAAAAGAUGCCUCCUUGAAAAAGUGCUUCUUUCUUCAACCAGAACCUAUUGUGGGCAGUAAGAUGCAUCGGAUGCAUGACCUGUUCGCCCUCGGCAGCGGGGAGGCCAUGCUGCAGCUCAUCCCGCCCUUCCAGUGCCGCAGACACUGCCACUCCAUGGCCGUGCCGCUGGCGCCCGGCGACAUCGGCUACGCCCGUGCCGCCCACUGGAAGGUCUACGUUGUAGCCAGAGGGGUCCAGCCGCUGGUCCUCUGCGAUGCAACCACCCUCGCAGAGCCAUAG
This is a messenger RNA of Pipistrellus nathusii (Nathusius's pipistrelle), 1047 nucleotides long. The record is from the annotation of a GenBank genome assembly. Lineage: Eukaryota; Metazoa; Chordata; Mammalia; Chiroptera; Vespertilionidae.